Messenger RNA from Fusarium proliferatum ET1, 759 nucleotides. RefSeq lists its product as uncharacterized. The record is from RefSeq and is a predicted model, not a curated record. Lineage: Eukaryota; Fungi; Ascomycota; Sordariomycetes; Hypocreales; Nectriaceae. The transcript has 3 exons. Gene Ontology annotation, biological process: regulation of DNA-templated transcription. Gene Ontology annotation, cellular component: nucleus. Bases 1 to 759 code for a protein of 252 amino acids.
AUGGCCGGCCUCGUUGAAUAUGCAAGUAGCGAUGACGAGGAAGAAAUACAAGAGGUGGAAUCUUCUCUAUCUCAGAAUAAGCAAAGAGUGAACACUACAGAUAACAAACAGCAAGAUCGAGAAGUAACGGAGAAAACCAAUACAUCGGCUUCUGAGUAUAAGAGUCUGGAAGAUGUUCCCAUCGCACCAAUUCAACAAAAUGCUGCGCCCUUGGGACCUUUCCUACCACCCAUGGAAGGAGCUGUUGUGAAUGAUCAAGAUCCAGCAUCUAGACCUGCUUCACCAUACUCUAGCAAUCGUGCUCUUCUUCGUGACCUGACGUUACCAUCAGCACCUAACCUAAAUAUUCCACCAUCGCCCCCAGGAUCACCACCGCCCGGCACAAACGAGAAAUUUGAGAAAUUCCUUGAGCUCAAGAAGAAGGGAACACACUUCAAUGCAAAACUGGAGCAAUCAAUUGCACUCAAAAAUCCCAGUUUGAUGGAUAAACUGAUGAGAUUUGUCGAAGUUGAUGAGCACAGUCAGUAUUCAACUACAUUAGCUACAGAUUUGUGGAAUCCUGCAGCGUUUCCAGAAUGGGCGUUCAAGGAGAAGCUACGGAAGAGCCACGACAAAUUGCUGAAGGAGAGAGAAGCAGAGAAGACCACUGGUACCAGGACGACCGUUGAAUUCGUCCCAUCGUCAUCAUUGGCAGGCCAGGAUGCAACAGCGAGAAGUGAGCCUUUAAGAGGCGAAAAACGGAAAACUAGUUGGAACUAA